Molecule: messenger RNA, 4639 nt
Organism: Schistocerca gregaria
Lineage: Eukaryota; Metazoa; Arthropoda; Insecta; Orthoptera; Acrididae
Product: high affinity cGMP-specific 3',5'-cyclic phosphodiesterase 9A-like
Exons: 5
Coding region: 2402-4540 (712 amino acids)
Biological process (GO): signal transduction
Molecular function (GO): 3',5'-cyclic-nucleotide phosphodiesterase activity
Source: RefSeq, a predicted model, not a curated record
AAGCACAAAAAAUGCUUUGAAAUGGGUUGAAAUGGAACAGAUUGAAUUUCACGUUUAAAAUGAGAAAAAGGUCUACAGUUCAUAGUGUGUAACAAAGGGUUAAAUCAAGAAGAGAGGGUAGUCGUUUGAUUUCAUACGCCGUUCUUCUGCUAUCUGGUAGAGUCAUUAUUCUUCACAAUAGAUAGGCCUUACCAGGGAGAGUCUAUUGCGGAUUAAAGUGCACAAUGGGCAAUAUUGCAAGUAUUUUUACUCGUCGUGAAAAUUUUGCCGAGGAGCUCAAGAAACUGAACGAGCAGAUCACAGAUGCAGAACAGCGUAUUUUGCUUUAUAGCUUGAGUUGGAGGCGAAAUUCAAUCCGUCUAAUAUAUAUAUUUACAGCCAUCUUUAUACUCUAUGCUGUAUAUUACAAAUUCUUUUGCAUAACAGAGUAUUCUGGAGUAUGGCAUAAGACCUGGACUCUUACAGUGUUUGUGUUGAUCCCUACUGUAGGAUUUUUGUUACUUAAGGUGUUGGGAUUUGUAUACGGUUCUCUAAUAGAGAGCAACAGAGCAUGGGCGUUGGAGUUACAAGCGAACAGAUUCGAAAAGAUAAAUCAAUUCAAAAAAAAAGCGCCUUAUAAUGACGUAGUUGGGGUACUAUAUUCUCCUGAAUUUAUAGGAGCGGGCACCCCUUAUAAGCCUGGAAUAAAAGGGUCGCCUAUGAUGUACUCGCCCAGAAUACCGGUCCAACACAGACCGGGAGCAAAGAUGGCAGUCAAUCAGCUUGUACCUAACGCAGCAGAGUAUGACCAGGUAGUUAGAUCGCCGCUUAAUUCUAGCAUAGAACCAAAGGUGAAUGGUACACCAAGAUCGCAAAAUAAUAUCACAUUGACUAAAAAUAUCGCGAAAACUGAUAGUGAGGAUAAGGAAUAUCAGUAUCCUGCAUUCGUUCCAUUAUCCGUCAAGGAUGGACAUCAAGGUCAUAAUGAUUCGGAGCCAACGAAAGAAAGCUGGAUAACCAAAUUUAUAAACUACGUUACUGGAAAUGGUGUGACGAUGGUUCCUAGACUUUGUGAAAGCUGUAAGGUGGAAAAGGGUAUGGUUCCAGCAGGUUAUAACGCCCAAUUUUUUUGCGAUAAAUGCAAAAACCAAAAAUUGUCUCCUAAGAACGAUCGAAAUAGAGAUUCCGCCAUCCUGGACUCGAAUUCUGGAUCCAAAUCUAAAGAAGACUGAAAAUUUGCGUAUCAAGUAAAAAGUCGAAAAGCCAUCGGCUGUAAAAGAACGAGGUAGUCAUUCUUUAUUCGUCUUGAGAAUAUAAUGAUCACGUGACCCAGAGACUUGAGGUGAAAUGUCAAUUCUGAAAUUAGAACGGUCGCGAAGAAAAUAGCGCUAGGUCAAUUUUCUAGAUACACACCUUGUCUUGGUAAUCUCCACAAGAAUAGACUAUUGGAAAGGCAAACUCUUUCGCUGUAAUAAGCGGUUUCAUAUUUGUAUAGGCUAAAUCUGUAUCGAGCAAGUUUGAUUUCUAAAUUCGGAUUUUUGAAACUUCUUUUACUCAUUUUAAGCAGUACAUACGCAUCGUGAUCUAGAGUGAAUACAGUAUGUGAAAUACAUACGAGCGUUGACAACAUCCCUUGAACGGUAACUGUCACUCUUUUUUCGCGUCAUAUUCAAUAUAUACAACGCUUUACUGCUCAUAUAAAAACAUUACUGCUUACUAAGACAGGUUCGUCUCCUUCAUGUCACCUAUUGUUGGCUUUCAAUUCUCAGAAAACGCUGUACCCCUCUCUAAAGAGAAAUCGGUGACUGGCGCUUUCGAACAUCACCUUGAUUCCCGUAAAUCACAAAUCCAAUUUCGCUUAUGCACUUCACAAGUCGUUCGAUCCUGUUUCGGUGCGUGUCGGCACGCAGUGACAAGCUUUUGGAGUCUGCAUUUGCGCAGCUUUAUAUAUAAAAUCAAAAGUGCACGGGCCUUGAACUUUUACUACCGUAUCUCAGAUGUAAUAUUCGAGCCUAGCAUGUUCCUUUAUGUGAUAUGUAGUCACAGUUUGUAUAGGAACAGCCAGGAAAUCGGCCGGAGUCAUGAACAUUAUCGCAUUUCUGUAUUUUUCAAAAUUUGUGUUUUUAGAAAAUUUUGUCUGCGCUGUUGUAGGAGAAAUACCAUGAACCGAACUGAAAUAACUGCAGUGAUGAAGGGGAGUGCCGAUAAGCUCGCAAGAUGUCAAUAAUACAGUUUUUCACACGUGGGAAAAUUAUAAAUGAAGAGGGAAUGUAAACAACACAAAAUACUGCAAGAAAAAAAUUGAAUUGCUAUAAUUAAGCUUUAUAAACGGCCACUUAUUACAAUGCAUUUUACUCUUACAGUUUCUCAUAUGUAGUGGUUGUUCGAUAGAAAAAUAGGUUGUCUCGAAGUACCUUGUUUGAUGGAAGCGAACGAAGGCACGUGGUCUCUAAAAUCUGGGGACCAGAUAAUACUUCAAGAAAAGCUAGAAAAUGGUCUCUGGCGCGUGGAUGUACUCAAUGGAGCCUCCGAUGUAACAUUGCGUAUAGAGGCCCGGGACCAAGAAAAAUCGCAUAAAAGAGAAGAUGAAUUGAAGGGUUUAUCAGUACCAGCAGGACAAGAGAAUAUUGGUGAACCAAGAAAUUUAUCAGAUGUCGAGCCAAAGGAAAGUAAUUCGUCAAAAAGUUCGCAAAAUGUCGCUCGAGGUGAUUCGCCUGUUGACUCUUCACGUAGGAAGCAUCGUCUAUCUUUUAUGAGCAGUAAUGUGGGACGUAAGGGGGAGCAGGGCAGUGCUACCAGGCAUAGGUAUACGAUGGAGCCAAGAAUCGAGCCGCCGAAACCCCCGGCGAAGCCCCCCUUCAUGCUUGGAAAGGGGGGCACCAGCACACCAAGAGGUGAUUCAGUGUCGGCUGCGGUGGGAAACCAGGAUGGCCAUGGUCGACCUGCCAUUUCACGCCAACAUUCAGAGAGUGUUGUGUUUGGAAGAAUGCCAGGGGAGUCUGGCGGCUGCUCUGCGGUUUAUAGAACUGCUGCUCGAAAUCUGGCGGAGCCGGUGAGAGGGCAGAUAUCCACACCGGUGAAAUACCAAAGUGAGAUAGAACAGAGAGAAGCACGAGCAGCUAUCAAGGAGGAGCUAAAAUCUCUAAGGAUGAGUAUAAAUGAGGUUAAGAUGAGUAUACAUUUAGCCAUUAGGGCAGGGAAUGAUAAUGGUCUGAAUAUCGAAAUGCCAAUUCUUUUUAAGGACGAUUCGCCUGAACAGAAAAUAUUGAAGAAGAUGUUAGAAUCGCCUUUCAGCCCAAUUUUUGAAGUAACUGCUGGAUCGAAACAUCAGAGCUUUUCUAUAGCACCUAAUAGGCCGGUGCUCUAUAGCGAAAUUUUAUUACCUAACCUGAACUGUGGUAGCAUUCCAGAGAUGGUCAAGAAUUCGUUGAAGACAUUAGAGUUCAACGUCUUUCCUAUUAAAGAAAGCAACAAUGAACAUGAGGCCUAUUUGUAUCUUAUGAACAUGUUUUACGAUUUAGGUCUGAUCCAGACCUUCAAUAUUCCGGAGGCAACUUUGUAUCGAUUUUUAGUGAUGGUUGCUAGGAAAUACCGGUUUGUUCCAUUUCACAACUUUUAUCAUGCAUUCAAUGUGACGCAGACAAUGUAUUAUUUUAUAAAAACAUGCAAGGCAGAAAAGAUUCUGGGCCCGUUGGAAGAGCUAGCGCUGCUGGUAGGUUCUUUGUCACAUGACUGCGACCAUCCUGGUCUGAAUAACGACUUCCAGCGUAAGGCUCAGACCCGGAUUUAUCAUAUGCACAAAAAGUCGGUUCUAGAAAAUCACCACUAUUUGACAUGUAUGUCACUCUUGGCUGAGCCGGAGACCGAUAUUUUCGUGAAUUUGAAUCAAGAACAAGAGGAUCAGAUUUAUAUUUAUUUACGAGACUUGAUUCUAGCGACCGAUUUGGCGGUUCACGGCAUCAUUCUGAAGACACUCACCGAAAAGAAGAAAGUGUUGGCCAAACAUUUCAAAUUGGGAACAGGAUAUUACAUGUCAGAUGAGGACCGAAAACUACUGAUGCUCAGCUUAAUAAAAUGUGCAGAUCUAUCAAAUGAAGUUCGGCAAGAUAAGGUUUCUAAGCAAUGGGCGAAGUUGGUCAUCGCAGAGUUUAUCGCUCAAAGCGACAAAGAACGAUUAUUGAACUUGCCUGUCACACCUUUUAUGGACCGAGAUAAGAUCAUUAUUGCUCAAGAGCAGGUUAAUUUCAUCGAAAAGCUAUGCCUACCGCUGUAUACACAACUUGCGUUUGUCUUGCCCGAGUUGGAGGAGUGCUGCGAGACUAUGAACACACACAAAAAAAAUUGGCACAAACAUCUGAAGGCCUUUUUUGCCAACGAUCCCAACGAAGUGAAAAAGCUUAGCAACAAGAGUAUCUGGGAGAGAAAACAGGCCAAAGCCAAGGGGAGCAGUUUGUCGUCCACAUUGGCCAUGCGGGCAACUAAUACACCCGUCGCACUAAAGAGGCACAAACGUGAUAUAAUGGCGGACAAGGACAAACUGAAGCAAGUACUAGCGGCCUGAUCGUUUAGCAUUAUUCCUUUAAUACGAGAAAAAAUUACUUUUUGUAGAAUUUGUCGCCGUUUUUUAGUAACCGAGAAAACAGACCUUUUUAUCUUAUUU